This is a messenger RNA of Aspergillus puulaauensis, 1569 nucleotides long. Its product is annotated as MFS transporter. The transcript is spliced from 6 exons. NCBI's taxonomy places the organism in Eukaryota, Fungi, Ascomycota, Eurotiomycetes, Eurotiales, Aspergillaceae. Gene Ontology annotation, biological process: transmembrane transport. The record is from RefSeq and is a predicted model, not a curated record. Gene Ontology annotation, molecular function: transmembrane transporter activity. Bases 1 to 1569 code for a protein of 522 amino acids.
AUGCAUGCGAGUGCCCCCAGGUUGCCUGUCCGGCAGCUGCUCAUUCUUUCAAUAUGUCGAUUCGCAGAACCUAUCUCCGUCACCUCGUACCUGCCGUACCUUCCUGAAAUGAUCGAGAGUGUCGGCGUCCAUGAAUCUGAAGUUGCAAAAUGGGCCGGACUCACCUCGGCUGUCUCAUCCUUUUCCCAGGCGGCGAUGGCUGUCUACUGGGGCACGGCCUCGGACCGUUUUGGGCGCAAACCCAUCAUCUUGCUUGGAUUAACUGCUACCAUGAUCCUCUCCUUAGCAUUUGGUCUCUCUAAAUCACUGCCUAUGCUGAUGGCCUGCCGUGGUAUGAUUGGCUUUAUGAAUGGAAACGUUGGUAUCAUCCGAACUAUGGUGGCUGAAAUGGUUCCCCAAAAGGAACUCCAGCCUCAAGCCUUCAGUAUUAUGCCCAUGGUAUGGACUAUUGGUAGUAUUUUUGGUCCAUCUUUCGGAGGAUCACUCGCUCGACCGGCGGAGAAGUUCCCUGAGAUCUUCGGCCACUGGAAAUUUUUCCAAGAGUUUCCUUUUUUAUUACCCAAUCUAGUGUCUGCGGCCUUUUUCAUCGUUGGUAUCUCUACUGGUUUUCUGUUUCUUCAUGAAACUUUGCUCGCGAAACGGGGCCAUCGCGAUCCUGGAUUAGUGCUUGGUCAGGUCAUCACACGCCCUUGUACCCAUCGACGCCGAAAGGCCUCUCAAGUAAUGGUAGAUGAUGAGAGGACUCCUCUCCUUGGAGAACGUCAGCCUACUACCCAGCCACAAAAGAAAGUCGAAGUGAAGCAGCAUACCUGGAAGGAGGUGCUCAGCCCGCAGUCCGCCCUAAUCCUGUUGACAUACACCUUAAUGUCAGUACACACUAUGGCGUUCGAGUCGGUUCUACCUGUGUUCCUUCACAAUCCCCCCCAACUAUUUGAGGACAACCCGGAUGUACAGCUCCCGUUCAAAUUUGUGGGCGGGUUCGGCAUGGAUUCUCAACGCAUUGGUAUUCUCUACACUAUAACAGGGAUCAUAGGUAUUGUGAUGCAAUUCUAUGCAUUCCCAGCCGCGGCAAGACGUUUUGGUGUCUUGAACUGUGUUAAAGCCUCCGCUGCUGCCUUUCCCAUCAUAUAUCUCCUCACACCCUACGUAUCCCUCGUCCCCAAGUCCAUGCGCAACGUCUCAAUAUGCUUGAUUAUCCUAUCCAAGCUUACAGCUUCCAUAUUCAACUUCCCGGGAACCACAAUUCUGCUCACAAAUUCGGCCCGUAGCCUGGGUAUUCUCGGAACCCUUAAUGGAGUUGCCACGAGUACGAGCGCACUCGGACGUGCCAUCGGGCCAGCCAUGCUAGGACCUAUAUUCUCGCUUGGCGUAAGGGCCGGGUACGUUAUUAUACCCUGGUGGUUCCUCUCCUUUAUUUCUAUCCUUGCUGCAAUCCCAAUCCUGUGGGUUGUUGAACCCGAUGGUUUCCAGGGCCAGAGUUCGGAUGAACCAGAGCCAGAAGAAGUGGAACAAAACACUAUCGAAGACACUUGUCCCACUAAACACCAGGAAAGCGAAACGAGGAAUUAG